This is a messenger RNA of Rhizopus microsporus ATCC 52813, 1167 nucleotides long. Its product is annotated as SEP-domain-containing protein. Bases 1 to 1167 code for a protein of 388 amino acids. Gene Ontology annotation, molecular function: ubiquitin binding. The record is from RefSeq and is a predicted model, not a curated record. Gene Ontology annotation, biological process: nuclear membrane reassembly; membrane fusion; autophagosome assembly. NCBI's taxonomy places the organism in Eukaryota, Fungi, Mucoromycota, Mucoromycetes, Mucorales, Rhizopodaceae. Gene Ontology annotation, cellular component: nucleus; cytosol. The transcript has 8 exons.
AUGAAUAAUCAAAGCGAAUUAGUCUCUCAAUUUAUUACCAUGACACAAGCUGACGAAGCUCAAGCACAGUUUUUUCUUGAAAUGAGCAAUUGGGAUUUACAGGCAAGUUUUUUUUUUUUGACAUUACACGCGUAUAAUAAUCAUUUCAAAAAGGUUGCCAUAUCCCAAUACUUUGAAAGUAAUAGUAAUAAUAAUAAUCAGCAACAAGCCGAACCACCCGUUUCGAGUACGGUUCAGAAUAAAAGGCCUACCAGUGGAUCUUCUUCUAGAAUUCGCACGUUUAGAGACUUGAGUAAUGAAGCAGAGGAUGAGGACAAUAGUGAUGAUGACGAGCAUGAGAAUUUAUAUGCUGGUGGAGAGAAAUCUGGCAUGGUCGUUCAAGGACCCAACAAACGAUCUGGAGCAGGAAAUAGCCUGGUGGAUGAGAUUUUGAAAAAGGCAGUUGAAGGAGAACAUGCUCAUGAUGAACGUGCAAAGACGAAAAAGAAGCCUAAUACUUAUACAGGAACCGGAUAUCGAUUGGGAAGCGAAGAUGAACCUUCAACCGUGGCAUCUUCUGCUCCUGUUGAGCAACAAGAUGAACCAGAACAAGUCACUCGUCACUUAACAUUCUGGCGUAACGGAUUUAGUGUAGAUGAUGGGCCUUUAUACGAAUAUGCUGAUCCUGCUAACCAGCAGAUGCUUGCAGCCAUCAACAGCGGACGCGCACCACUUUCUUUAUUGAAUGUACGUCAUGGACAGCCAGUUGAAGUACGUGUGAUCAAACGUCAGGAUGAAGACUAUACACCUCCUCCCAAGGCUCCACCCAAGCCUUUUGAAGGCGUAGGUCACAGGUUAGGAAGUCCAGCUACUUACGUUGAGCCUCCUACUGCGGCACCUGGCACUUUCCCAUCCACAGGAGGUGCCACUGCUCCAACAGUAGAUGAAAGUCAACCCAUGACAUCUAUCCAGAUUCGUUUAGGUGAUGGAUCAAGAAUGGUGGCCAAGUUAAAUCACACACAUACAAUUGGAGAUAUUCGUCAGUACAUUGAAGCAAACAAUGCAGGCAGUAGCAAUAGGCCAUACAUUCUUCAAACUACUUUUCCAGUAAAGCAAUUAGACGACAAUAAUCAAACAAUUAAAGAAGCAGGUUUAUUAAAUAGUGUUAUCGUUCAGCGUUAUCAAUAA